This is a messenger RNA of Synchiropus splendidus (mandarinfish), 6370 nucleotides long. It is a transcript of the gene mtrfr, whose product is annotated as mitochondrial translation release factor in rescue. Gene Ontology annotation, molecular function: translation release factor activity. The transcript is spliced from 4 exons. The record is from RefSeq and is a predicted model, not a curated record. Gene Ontology annotation, cellular component: mitochondrion. The coding region runs from base 5866 to 6366 and encodes 166 amino acids. NCBI's taxonomy places the organism in Eukaryota, Metazoa, Chordata, Actinopteri, Syngnathiformes, Callionymidae. Gene Ontology annotation, biological process: translational termination.
CACUGGUAUUUACCGACAGCAACUUCCUGUUUUAGCCCUCAAACCAACAGCACACCUGCUUUUUGUUAACCAAAUAAGACUGACGGGUAUUCAUAAAGAGUCCUUAUUGACAGAGGCGUGUUGUGCUGAUAGGCCUAGGAUUGUUUGUGUCUCAUUCUCUUGGAACCUCCAGCAGUAGUUCUUUCCACAGCCACAGUCAAAGAAAUGACGACAGCAACACGCCAAGCUUAUCAGUGGCUCGUUUCCACUUUAAACAAAAGGAAACAGUGCUGCGGCGUCUGACAGAGACCCGUCAAUCAUCAACGUGUGACCCGGCCUACGUCUGAGGACAAGCUCGUAGGCUGCUGUUUCAAUGAGCGCAAACUGGGUGACGGACAUUUUGAAGUGGCAGUACAACUACUGAACCCUUUCAGCGACAGCAAACUUUUAAUUCAAACUCAUGGCGGUUUGUUAAUCUCACAUCAAAUACUUUAAACAGCCAAAGAGUGAAAGCCUCAGAAGAGUUCACAUCACAAUUACGGUGUAAAGCGAUUUCUUCUUCAAUUCACUCUCUCCUUUAAUUAAGAACACAAGACGUCUUUCUCAAGAAUGCCUGAAACUGGUUUUUAUCAGAUCAUAGAACUGGCCUUCAGGGAGGUUCCAAGUAAGAUCAUAUCUGGGCUGUAUAUGCGCGGGGUUCAAUAUGUAAUUCACAUUUCCAGAUGUAAACUGGAGUUUGUCCUGUGUUGACCUUCUCUUUUGUGAUUUUUUUUUUUUGAAUUGUUAAAUGGGCAUUUUCUAAAUUAAAAACAUUAAAAAAAAAGAGUUCAUAUCAGACAACUUCAGUCCAAAUUAAUCCGCUGACACGGCAGCAGAUCCCUUUUUUCAGGAUAUAACCGAUAAAUUAUUCACACUGAAUGAAUAUUUGAAACCUGUUAAAAUAACUGGGUUGCUAAAAAUGUCUGGCAGGAUUGAUUUAUAAUCUAGCGACUGUCUGCUUGAAUCAGAAACCACAUCACUGACACUGAUCACAUUAUUCAUAGCUACUCCCAAAUAACUCAGUGGAAAGAAAAUUGUUAAUUAUCAAUUUCAUUUUUGUCAUUUUGACAGGUACUUAAAUCACUGACGUCACCAGAUCAGAGCGUGCGUAGCCCUGUAAAGAUGAUUGUAACUAGUGAGAUUUACUCAGUCAGUAUAUUGAUGAAUACAUAUUUGAUAAUAUAUGACAUGAUAUAGUCCUAUAUUCUUCCUGCAAUGGGGGAAUUCGACAAUACUCUCAUUGCAUACCGUAAUAAUGGUGUUUUUAUAAAUAUAUAAUUCUACUUCUGUGUUCAACAUAUUCUCCCUUUUGUGAUAACAAUCCAUCUAUCCCAUUUAUUUAUUUGACCCGGGUAACAUUAGGAAAUUUGCAUUGUCAGCAAUGCCCUGUCCAUGAACCACACACAUUUGUUUGCUUGAAUGAGACCAGGGGAAGAGGGGAACGGACAUACAAAAUAUUUCAGCCACAAUCGCAGCAGCCUUGAAAAAAAGGGAGAGUGGGAAGGGAGAAAUUUAAAAUAAACAGAUAUAAGUGAGAAUGCAACGUUUGGGAGAUGCAAAUAAAAUACCCUGCAUGCAGCAGGUAAAAAGGACUACUAACUAAAGAACUUGAUUUUAUGAGUGUAUUUGUUUCUACACUCAACUAUGGUGUGAAACAUGUCAUGAAAGAGCCAGGGUGGGAAUAUAAAAAACUGAAAAGGGUUUCCUAACGUGGGUGACAAGCUUCCUCUACAGUCUAAAAAUAGAAGUGGAGUUGGUUCUCUCAUAAGGAUUUUAUCUGAACGCCCUCAAAUGGAAGUUUUUAGGCAUGUUCCUGCCGGCGGCUCGGAUGGAGCGAUAGGCUCGGGAGGCAAACAAGCUUAAAUCAAAAGCCGCCUUGGUUAGAUGACACAGACCUGAAACUCAUUACUGCCUCAAUAAAAUGUAGAUAUUGGAAAAACCAUAAACCCCUGUCUUGUUUCACAAGAUUUGCUGUACACGUUCCACAUGCUAAGCACAUUGAACUGUGAACCCGCUAUGUUGUAAGAUAGCAUCAGCACUGCUGUUGAAAUGUUCAAUUCAUUCCACCCUGAGCUUUUAUGACGCAGCUUAAAAUCUUAAUCUCCUUUUGUUUUGGUCUGCUCACAGAAAGUCAUAGGUUACAGCACAAUAUUGUCUUUAUACUCAGAGAAAACACGUACUUGCCUACUGUACUAUCUUCCACUGCUUAUCUACCCCCUCAGGGUCAAGGACGUCAUUUCAAGAGCCACUUGAUUCUGUUUCGCCAGCUCCCCGGGACGUUCCCAAGCUAGAAAGAGGUUGACAUGGCUGACUUUUACUUUGGUGGCUCAGCUCAUCCUUCGUGAAAAGCUCGCAGAAGACAUUGAUACAGUAUUUCAACGUCAGAUGAAAUUGAUUCAAUGUUGAAUUAUGUUGAUUUAUGGUCAGAAGUGGUUAAAAUUUAAACGUUGACAACACUUUAUCCUGAUGUAAUUUCAGCGUUAAUUCAAUGUUAUUGGGGCUGCUUCACCAACAAACUCAUCAUCUAAAGAAAACAGCAUAAAAGCAAAAAUAACAUUCAUAAGUAUUGAGUUUUGUCAGAUUAUCUAACUGUAAUACGAGCAAAUCUUCAAUAGACAUUAGAGCAGCCAUUAUGCUUCCGAGCUGCCUUAUUGAUCACCACUAUGGUUAAAAACAUGAGGCAGCCAUGCAGGGUUGUGAGGGAGAAAAUACAACAUUUUGUAAUACUGAGGCUUUUUCUUGCGCAACUGAAUUGCAAUUUUGUUUCCAAAUAGGUUUAGCAGAUAAAAGAGAAGUUGUCAGAUGUGAUGUGAAAUGCAACGCUGAGGUCUUACAUCUUGAAUUAAAAAUAAUUUAACCAUAAAACUUAGCUACAUCGUCAUUUAAAUAUGAUCGUCAACAUGAGAGGAGACGCAGGUUUAGACGUCUUCCAGCGUAUUUCGUGAUCUGAAUUCUCAGCGACAGAGCAGCUGAUGGAGACUGUUACACAACACCGUCAACCGUUCUGACCUGACAGCAGGUUUCAGCACGUCACGGUGAAUCCACCCCGCAUUCAUACAGCGACAUCAAUUCUCAGCAUCAAAACACGAGUGCUCAAUUAUCAUCCGUCUGCUGCAGGCCCGAGCAUGUUCUCGUCUCAGUGACCUGGUGCUGGCGACACGGGCGACGGAGCAGAUGCAGAGCCAUUUUCUGGAGAACAGCAGCCUCCGAGUCAGCACUGCCUCAAUGACUCACCCCGAGCCUGCUGAGUCAAGUGGACUCUGGAACUCAUGAAGCACAAGGCCUAAGCAAAUGCAUGUUUGGUGUGUGGUGAAGGCAGCUACAGGUGCGUAAACGAGGCGGAAAAGCGUCCUAAAACGGAGCGAGUGUCGCGUCAGAAGAGGUGUGUGUGUGUGUGUCACCGGGUUUAACGAGCGUGCCAGGGUGACAGCCACGCAACAAGAGGAAUGCUGCUCCUGGACUCGUGGGGAAGUCAACACCACAGUCAAGGAUCUGCUUCACAUCGCUUUUAUGGCUCUGGGGGGCAGAUAUGAACUGGAGUACACCCAUCGGCGGAUAGUUACCUAGCAACAUAACUGCACGGUAUAUUGCCAAAUCGAUGGCUCGCCAUCCUCAACACAUACCUGGACCAGAUGCACUCCAGCGAUGCACCUCUGGUUUCAGCACACGCCUUCGAGCAAGAGCUGUUAAAACGGUUUCCUUCCCUGGGAGCUCGGUUCACACGCUGCUGGUGUCUGUCAGCGAAGCCAUGGCUGAGAUGUCAGCAGGUUAGUUCCUCCGUGUUCAACGUGGAAGAGCAGAGGCAUGAGGCGAUGUCGAGCAUCAUCGGGAGAGUCUUCCGCGAGAGGCUCCCUCCGUGUUUACUAAAUCAGGCUGCAUCACUGCGCACGAGUGUCCGCGCGUUCAAUUUCCUCUAUCGUCACCGAAGGCCAAAGUAGCUAUGGUAACGUGUCUCAAUGUCCUUGGCUGUAUAUCCACGCCGACCUCGGAGGAGUUGGCCGCUGUGCUUAUCCGGGUGAAAGUGGGCCUCGCGUCAAGCUAGGGCUUCGUCCAAAACCCGGUAGCGUGAGACGGAGCCAGCCGAGGAGCACCGGCCAUAGUAGCUGUCGCUCAGCAAGUCCGAGGGACGCUGCAAGACUUCACAGGCGUCACUGGCAGGACAUGAAGUACGAUCAACACACCCAAAUACAGCGCCACUUCCGCUCGCCUUUCCAAAUAAGAGCACGCGCUCUCAACCGACGUGUGUGUGUGUGUGUGUGUGUGUGUGUGUGUGUGUGUGUGUGUGUGUAUAGAUGUUGAUAAAUGUUUGGAGAGGUUAAAUGCGAUACAAAACUAAAUUGAUUUGUGAUUUUUAAUUUGAGCUAAUGGGAGUCAUUAUUGUCGUUUGGAGGCGCUUGCUUUUGACAAAGGUAUUAAAUAAAAGGCACGAGGUCGCCUCCUGCUGGAUGAAAGGAGUCGUCAGCUAAUUGGUAACAUCGCGAGAUUUAAGAAUAGUUUUUGUUGAAAACUGGUGGCUUUUUAUUUUCAAUUAGGAAAUUAGUUUAUGAAUUAUUUAUUACAAAAGUAAUAGCUUAUAAUAGCUUGUUUACAUAUAUUAUACAUGGUAUGUGGGAAAAAAAUGUUUCAAUGACCCUGUAAAUGUGAAUCACUUGGUCAUUUAGUUUCACUAAAUGCACGACAUUCUCUAGCAGGAAGAUUCCUAACUUUUUUUUUUUUUUGGAUAGCUGCAUUUUUAAUUGAUGGAAUUCUGACUGCUUUUCGUCAAGAAAGCAGAACUACACUUCUUUCAGCACCUGUGCCGCCAAAUUGUCGCUCUUUGAACAUACAUUGUGGCAUGCAUCAUUUCCUGAAUGGCCAUGUAUAGUCAUCAUGAAGAGUACAAGGAGGAAGCAUUGCAUCACAGUCAUCCUCUAUAGAUCAUUUAUCUGUCCAUCUGCAUGUGUGGAAACAGUCAAGCUUCCUUCCUUCCCUUGAAGUGAGCGUUGGCUUGUUCUAAACAUGUGAAACCAGAGGUGACCUGAAGUUUAUGACCACAUGUUAAGGCAGGAAUGUAAAUUGAUGGGAACUCUGACAGGUUUUUCUCCUCCUGCUCAAUUUCCAAGAAUGCUGACACACGUCCAAAAAACUGUUCUUAUUAGAGUCACAGUUCUUCAACUCUUCUAACUUCCUUAUUAAGAAGAAAAAACGAUUCUGCAUUUUGUAGGUUAUUUAAUUAAAUGUUUGGUUUUGCACAGGGGGAAUUUCGGUCAUCACCAGCGGGGCGAAAAAAAACAAAACAAAAAAAAACAAGAGAAUAUGGAAAACAUGAUUUUCAAAUGAGCUUUAGUACUCUUUUGCCGUCUCUGUGGUUUUCUUUUGGAUGCCAUUUUUUUGUUGAUAGUGGCCCCAGAAUCGCGGAAACAUCCUAGAAAAAAUGUAAAUUUAGAUUAAAUAUCCUUUAUUUGUCCCGCAAUUAGUGGGCUGAGAAAGAUGGUCUAUGAAUAUUUGCCAUGGUGCAACACAUAUUUAAGAUGUACCCUUGGUGGAGUUAUGAUAAAGAAAGUAAAUUUAUAUUGUUUAUUAAUUGUACUUUACAUGAUAAGCAUGACAAAAAGAUGGGGACCGUCUCCACUCUGGUAUGUGAGUGCUUGCCAACACACGAUGGCAGCAGAGUGAAAACACACAUCCAAGAAGGAACAGACGUAAAGCGUAGAAGAAGAAUGGAAACACAAACAUGGGUGUUUUCGAAGGAGAAAUGUCAUAACAAGAAACUCCCGGACUAUUGAAAUGACCAUUACAAUAGCGCGGUUUAUUUAAACGCGUUUACUUGCGGUAAGUUUUACGACUAGCUUGGCAUUCAACGAGCAGAUGUCCAGAAUCGUCACUCUCCUCCGCGGCAUGCUCGUUCACUCCAGCCGCUUCUGGUGGAGGGCUCCUCACACUGACCCCCGGAUGUCCAGGAGACUUCCUGCUGGACUGACGUAUGUGCCCAGUGCUGGCAAGAAGAACUCCAUUAAACUUCCACUUCUCAACGAGGACGAUCUUGAGGAGCAGUUUGUGAGAGGAUCAGGUCCAGGAGGGCAGGCUACCAACAAGACGAGCAACUGUGUGGUGCUGAAACACAUCCCUUCUGGGGUUGUAGUCAAGUGCCAUCAAACAAGAUCUGUGGAUCAGAAUCGAAAACGUGCCCGAGAAAUUAUGCAGGAGAAACUGGACAUUUUCUACAAGGGAGAAGAAAGUGAGAUUCUUCUCAGGAAGAAGGAAUCUGUGGUGAGGAAGCAGGAGAAACGAAGGAAAGUCAAUGAGCACUUGGAGAAGAAAAGGCUGUUUAAAGAAUCUAUAUCUGCAGAGACUAAACCUGAAAGUUAAUCAC